Pocillopora meandrina is the source of this 417-nucleotide messenger RNA. NCBI's taxonomy places the organism in Eukaryota, Metazoa, Cnidaria, Anthozoa, Scleractinia, Pocilloporidae. The record is from the annotation of a GenBank genome assembly.
AUGUCCAAAUUUCUGCCAAAAUUGUUCAAAUCAAGCGAUCGUAAGAACUGGAGGAGAGACAUGUUGAUUAUUCCUCACCCAAACGAAGUGACCAUUUCGACAGAAUUCACCCGUGGUCUUGGCAGGCGACUUCCUUGCUACGACCUAAGCGAAAAUGUCAUCAUUGUCAAAGCUGAAGGAAAAUCAAUCAGUGCUGGAACAGGUGGCUCAGAUGAAGGUAGUCUUCAACUCAAAGAGAAGUCAGAACGCGGUUUGAUGACGCCCGUGGACAAAAACCCUCCAGCUGAGAGGAAGGAAACACUGAUGGAAUUAAGAAAGAGACGUCCUUCAGGGUUUAAAGAAUUCGAGAUUGCCCUUGGAUCGCAGGACUUAGAGGAAGAGGUUGCCUUACAGCUGUGGGAGGAUAUUUUCAAACCG